UACAAAUAUAGAGACAACUACUUUAUUCAUAGUUUCAUACUUGUGCCCCCAAAAGCAAACUGAAAUCACUAAUACUAUAACUUUUACCCAAUUUCAACUACCACUAUCAGUACCUACUACUUCCUACUACUACUUUGAUGGAUAUGUCAAAUAUCUGGCUACCGGAGUUGCCGGAAUCAUCGUCGGUUUCUGACUGUGGCAGCACCGGCCGUGCCAAUUGUUCCGACGAGGAGGUUAUGUUGGCUUCCUGUCAUCCCAAGAAGCGAGCUGGGCGGAAGAAGUUCAGGGAGACUCGGCACCCAGUGUACCGGGGAGUGAGGCGGAGGAACGGCGGGAAAUGGGUGUGUGAGGUUCGGGAGCCGAACAAGAAGUCGAGAACAUGGCUGGGGACGUUCCCGACGGCGGAGGCCCAUGACGUGGCGGCGCUAGCGUUAAGAGGCCGAUCAGCUUGUCUCAAUUUUGCUGACUCAGGGUGGCGGCUGCCCGUUCCAGCAUCGGCCGAUGCCAAGGACAUCCAGAAGGCUGCAGCCGAGGCGGCAGAAUCUUUCCGGCGGUCGGAAGAUCAAACCAACGAGGUUUCCGGUAAUGAUAUGAAGCCAGAAGAAACGACGACAUUGCCGGAGAAAUUGUUCUUCAUGGAUGACGAGGCGGUUUUCGGCAUGCCGGGAUUGCUUGAAAAUAUGGCCGAGGGGUUGAUGCUACCUCCACCUCACUCUGGAGGAUAUGGGCAGAAUGAGAAUGACAUGGAAGCUGAUGCUGACGUGUACUUAUGGAGCUUUUCAAUUUAAUUUAAUUUCACUAAUUUGUUAUAGUGUAUUGUGGCUUGUUAGAAAUUUUAAUUAGUACUUUAUUUUUAACUAAUACGGAUUGGCAAUUGGAAUAUUACAGUAGAAAUUGUUAUUGCCCAAAAAAUAGUUGGAAUAAAUUAAUAGGUAGGAACCGAACUGAAGCGAACAUUCGGUUCGGUUUGAUUCUCCUUGAUUUGGUUUCGAUUUUAUUUUCAAAAAUAAAGAAUGAUAGUAACGGUUCCAACUUUAGGUCCAUUAGGAAUAGACUGAGAUGUAAACUAAAUAUAUAUAUAUAUAAAUGUUGUAUGCAUUCGAGAUUAUAUUUUA
This is a messenger RNA of Cornus florida, 1115 nucleotides long. RefSeq names its product dehydration-responsive element-binding protein 1D-like. Gene Ontology annotation, biological process: regulation of DNA-templated transcription. NCBI's taxonomy places the organism in Eukaryota, Viridiplantae, Streptophyta, Magnoliopsida, Cornales, Cornaceae. The transcript has a single exon. Gene Ontology annotation, molecular function: DNA-binding transcription factor activity; DNA binding. The record is from RefSeq and is a predicted model, not a curated record. Bases 138 to 788 code for a protein of 216 amino acids.